Manduca sexta (tobacco hornworm) is the source of this 954-nucleotide messenger RNA. RefSeq names its product protein obstructor-E. The coding region runs from base 173 to 895 and encodes 240 amino acids. The transcript has 7 exons. Lineage: Eukaryota; Metazoa; Arthropoda; Insecta; Lepidoptera; Sphingidae. Gene Ontology annotation, molecular function: chitin binding. Gene Ontology annotation, cellular component: extracellular region. The record is from RefSeq and is a predicted model, not a curated record.
AUUUACGACGCAUUGAGUUUAAUAAAUCGCACUGUUGUUCACCGUACGGGGUUUAGUAAGCUGCGCGCGCGCCGCACAAUAGGCAAGCACGGGCAAUACCGAGCAACCUUUGGAAGGAAACGCACGUGUUCCAAACAUAAAAUAUUUAAUUUUUAAAUUCUACCUCUACAAAAUGAAAAGUUUACUCUUUGUCGUCGGCCUGGCUGUCUGCGGACUCGUUUCAGGCCAAGAAUUUGACUGCCCAGAGAAGAGUGGAUUCUACCCGGACCCUUACCAGUGUGACCUUUAUUACAAGUGCAGUAAAGGUCAAUCAGAAGCAAGACUAUGUCCCGACGGCCUCGUGUUCUCAGACGAGAACCCGAGCAAGGAGCGAUGCGACAUCCCCUCAAACGUAGACUGCGGUGACAGGAAAGAAUUACAGGAGCCCAAACCAACCAAAGGUUGCCCACGCCAGAAUGGAUACUUCAAACAUCCUGACCCCCAGGCCUGCGAUAAAUUCUACUACUGCUCCGAUGGUAUCCCUAAUGAACUGCCGUGCCCUCCCGGCCUGUAUUUUGACGAGGAGACUUCCAACUGCGACUGGAAAGAAGCUGUCAACAGGCAAUGCGACAAAGUUACUAAAGAUGUCUUGGAUGACGGUUUCUCUUGCCCCGACGGUGAAGUGAUGGGGCCCAACGGCCGCGCCCUUCCUCACCCCACCUUCCCCCACCCUGAAGACUGCCAGAAGUUCUAUAUCUGCCGCGGAGGAGUCCAACCCCAAAAGGGCAGCUGUCCCUCAGGCAAGGUCUACAAUGAGGAUACAUUCAUGUGCGACGAACCUGAGAAAGUACCUGGAUGCGAAAACUUCUACGAAGGUCAACCUCUAGAGAAGAACAAAUUACCUAAGAAGGCGUGAAACGUGUCAUAAAUUAAGAUAUUUUAGGUUUAAUUUUUAAUAAAUUUUAUUAAUAUUUA